AAUUCUAUAAAAGCUAUCUUCAGCUACUCUCAGCUCCCCCAUCCCCCUGCCAUUCAGUCUUUCAGAAUUAUCAAUUCCGACUUCCCCAUCUCUCUUUCUCUCAACGCACGCACGCGCGCACUGAAUUCAAGGAGUAAAGGGGAAGAGUUAGUGUAGUUUGGGUGAGAUUCAAUGGAUGUUCACACGAUCAAAUCCUCAACAGAAGAUCACGUGGAUAUGAUGACAAUGAUGAUGCAAAUGGAAAAGCUUCCUGAAUUCUGUGAGCCUUUCCAGAGCUCUUCCACAUUGCCUGAAAUCCACUUCUCCGAUGGGACAUCGAGCUCCACCAUCCUACCCAAACCACCCAUUUACCCACACCCAAAUGUUUCUUCACUUAAUACAUUGAUGACCCUGCCUUCCACUUUAUCAUUCAUUGGCAAUAACCCAGUUCUAGAACCCAUGACUCCAUCUCUCCAACCCAACAAUAUGGCCACUGGCAACAAGUUCAAAUAUCCAACUUCUUUCAACAAUUUAAAUUCAUAUCCUUCUUCAGUAGAUAAGAAAACCUCCAUGGCAGCAAUGAGGGAGAUGAUUUUCCGUAUAGCAGCAAUGCAGCCUAUUCAUAUAGACCCAGAAUCCAUUAAGCCUCCAAAAAGAAGGAACGUUAAGAUCUCCAGGGAUCCCCAGAGCGUGGCCGCCAGGCAUAGAAGAGAAAGGAUAAGUGAGCGGAUAAGGAUUCUUCAAAGACUUGUUCCAGGAGGCACCAAAAUGGACACAGCUUCAAUGUUAGACGAGGCCAUUCACUAUGUCAAAUUCUUGAAGAGACAGGUGCAAUCUUUGGAACAAGCUGCCAUUAACAGGCCAAUGGGUGUUGGGUUUCCAAGUGCAACAAUGGCUAAUGUGGGCUACUCCUCUUUUGUGAAAGCUUGCCAGCCAUCUAACCAUCAUCAAGUUGUAGGCAAUAUGCAGAUGCUUAGAUAGGAGAUAAAAUUUAGAAUUUAGUUGGUUC
Molecule: messenger RNA, 988 nt
Organism: Durio zibethinus
Lineage: Eukaryota; Viridiplantae; Streptophyta; Magnoliopsida; Malvales; Malvaceae
Product: transcription factor HEC2-like
Biological process (GO): regulation of DNA-templated transcription
Molecular function (GO): DNA-binding transcription factor activity; protein dimerization activity
Source: RefSeq, a predicted model, not a curated record